Apodemus sylvaticus (European woodmouse) is the source of this 4034-nucleotide messenger RNA. It is a transcript of the gene Dnajc10, whose product is annotated as DnaJ heat shock protein family (Hsp40) member C10. Gene Ontology annotation, molecular function: disulfide oxidoreductase activity. The transcript is spliced from 23 exons. Lineage: Eukaryota; Metazoa; Chordata; Mammalia; Rodentia; Muridae. The record is from RefSeq and is a predicted model, not a curated record. The coding region runs from base 456 to 2837 and encodes 793 amino acids. Gene Ontology annotation, cellular component: endoplasmic reticulum. Gene Ontology annotation, biological process: protein folding in endoplasmic reticulum.
UACAGCUGCAAAAUGCCUGUGGGCCGCGCUACGGGAUUCUUCCCUAUCUCUGGCUAGGACCGGGACCCGCAGCCACCGCCGCAGCCGCACAGAAGGCCACGUCAGCCUAAGCGGUCCCACCCGUCCCUCUCCGCCGGCGCUGUCUGGCCUUCUCCACGCCUUUCCCACAAUGCCCCGCGCCAGGCCCCGCCCCGCCGGCGCGACGGGAGCGACCGAAUUGCUGCUGCGCGCGUUCGCAGGCGGCGUCCAGUCUUGCCGGGUCCCGAGCUCGGCGGCCUAAGGAUGGGGCAGUAGCGGAGGACGCCGAGGUUAACAUUUCUGAACUGUGUUCCCAAGAUGCUUGAUUGACCCGUGAAGUAAUGUGGACAGAGAUUCUCAUAUGUGUUUGUUAUAACCACCGGACCCAGCAUUGUAUCUUAAUGUUCACAUAAGUCAGAACUUGCAUAACAAGGAGAAUGGGAGUCUGGUUAAACAAAGAUGACUUUAUCAGAGACUUGAAGAGGCUAAGUCUCUGUCUUCUUAUACUGUAUGUGGUCGUUGUGGUAGGCACGGAUCAGAAUUUUUACAGUUUGCUUGGAGUAUCUAAAACUGCCAGCAGUAGGGAAAUAAGACAAGCCUUUAAGAAAUUAGCACUGAAGUUGCAUCCUGAUAAAAACCCGAAUAACCCAAAUGCACAUGGUGAUUUUCUAAAAAUAAAUAGAGCAUAUGAAGUACUCAAAGAUGAAGAUCUACGGAAAAAGUAUGACAAAUAUGGAGAAAAGGGACUAGAAGAUAAUCAGGGCGGCCAGUAUGAGAGCUGGAGCUACUACCGAUACGAUUUCGGUAUUUAUGAUGAUGAUCCUGAAAUCAUAACAUUAGAAAGAAGAGAAUUUGAUGCUGCUGUCAACUCUGGAGAACUGUGGUUUGUAAAUUUUUACUCCCCGGGAUGUUCGCAUUGCCAUGACUUAGCCCCCACUUGGAGAGAAUUUGCUAAAGAAGUGGAUGGAUUGCUUCGCAUUGGCGCUGUCAACUGUGGCGAUGACCGGAUGCUUUGCCGAAUGAAAGGAGUCAACAGUUACCCCAGUCUCUUCAUCUUUAGGUCUGGAAUGGCUGCGGUGAAAUACAAUGGAGAUAGGUCAAAGGACAGCCUAGUGAGCUUCGCCAUGCAGCACGUCAGGAGCACAGUGACAGAGCUGUCUACAGGAAAUUUUGUUAAUGCCAUAGAAACUGCUUUUGCUGCUGGUGUUGGCUGGCUGAUCACAUUCUGUUCUAAAGGAGAAGAUUGUUUGUCGUCACAGACCCGACUCAGGCUUAGUGGCAUGUUGGAUGGCCUUGUUAACGUGGGCUGGGUGGACUGUGACACGCAGGAAAGCCUCUGCAGGAGCUUGGACGCCACAGCCAGCACCACUGCUUAUUUUCCUCCUGGAGCUGCACUGAAUGACAAAGGAAAGUCCAAUGUCUUGUUUCUUAAUUCAUUGGAUGCUAAGGAAAUAUACAUGGAAAUCAUACAUAAUCUUCCAGACUUUGAGCUGCUUUCAGCAAAUCAACUAGAGGAUCGUUUGGCACAUCAUCGCUGGCUUGUAUUUUUUCAUUUUGGAAAAAAUGAAAACGCAAAUGAUCCUGAAUUGAAAAAACUGAAGACUCUACUUAAAAAUGAACAUAUUCAAGUUGGAAGGUUUGAUUGCUCAUCUGCACCGGGCAUCUGUUCUGAUCUUUAUGUUUUCCAGCCCUGUCUAGUAGUGUUUAAAGGACAAGGAACCAAAGAAUAUGAAAUUCAUCAUGGAAAGAAGAUUCUAUACGAUAUACUUGCUUUUGCCAAAGAAAGUGUUAAUUCGCAUGUUACCACACUCGGACCUCAGAACUUCCCUGCAAGUGACAAAGAGCCGUGGCUUGUUGACUUCUUUGCCCCUUGGUGUCCGCCAUGCCGUGCACUUCUGCCAGAGUUACGGAAAGCAUCUACUCUACUCUAUGGUCAACUCAAAGUUGGUACCUUAGACUGCACAAUUCAUGAAGGACUCUGCAACAUGUAUAACAUCCAAGCUUAUCCAACAACAGUGGUGUUCAAUCAGUCCAGUAUUCAUGAGUAUGAAGGACAUCACUCUGCGGAACAGAUCUUGGAGUUCAUAGAGGAUCUCCGAAACCCUUCAGUGGUCUCUCUUACACCCACCACUUUCAAUGAACUGGUUAAACAGAGAAAGCAUGACGAAGUCUGGAUGGUUGAUUUCUAUUCUCCGUGGUGUCAUCCCUGUCAGGUCUUAAUGCCAGAAUGGAAACGCAUGGCCCGGACAUUAACUGGACUGAUCAAUGUAGGCAGUGUGGAUUGCCAACAGUAUCAUUCUUUUUGUACUCAAGAAAAUGUUCAAAGAUACCCCGAGAUAAGAUUUUAUCCCCAAAAGUCAAAUAAAGCUUAUCAGUAUCAUAGUUACAAUGGCUGGAAUAGGGAUGCUUAUUCCCUGAGAAGCUGGGGUCUCGGAUUUUUACCCCAAGCAUCCAUAGAUUUAACACCUCAGACUUUCAAUGAAAAAGUUCUACAAGGAAAAACUCACUGGGUGGUUGAUUUCUAUGCUCCUUGGUGUGGACCUUGCCAGAAUUUUGCUCCCGAGUUUGAACUCUUGGCUAGGAUGGUUAAAGGAAAAGUGAAAGCCGGGAAAGUGGACUGUCAGGCUUACCCCCAGACGUGCCAGAAAGCCGGCAUCAGAGCCUACCCCAGCGUCAAGCUGUACCGCUACGAGAGAGCAAAGAAAAGUAUUUGGGAAGAGCAAAUAAAUUCCAGAGAUGCAAAAACUAUUGCUGCCUUAAUUUAUGGAAAGUUGGAAACGCCCCAAAACCAAGUGAAAAGAAAUAAGGAUGAGCUUUGAUGAUAUUGAAGAAAAAAAAGUUGUGAGGAAAAGAAUCUGGAACAUAGCACCAGAAGAUCCCUUUCCCAAGUAAGAUGCUCUGAGGAGGCAGACGCACACGGCCUGGGCUUGCAGUUGCACUGUGCAGACGAAACACCUGUGUGGUGCUGGUCUGCAGACGCUUCUGCAGAGAGCCAGGCGGCGCCGGCUGAGACUGGAGUCCACAUAUGGUUCUUUGUUGUGUCUUUGUUGUUGUUGUUAAUCCUUUUAGAAAUACAAACAUCAGUCUUAGCUCAGGGCCACAUAGAAAUACUCCACAGGCCGAGUCCAGCCCGGGGACUAGUUUGCUGACCACCAGAGCUGAUGUUUGGACACUUGGCCCUGCAUGUGGGUCUGUUAUCUUCAUAGUGUACGAAGUGCACCUGGGGUUUUUACUUGUAAUUUUCUGAUGGUCCUGAAAAAGAACUGACUUGAUUUUCAAUCACCCCUUCUAAAAAUUCCAUCUAUGACCACACAUUUUAUUUUGACUAUUUUCACAACAUGGGAAAAUAAAAAUGUACCCAUUUUUCCAACUGUGUACUACUGUAUAGAGAAAGGAUUUCUUAUAAGAGUUGAAGAGUUGUUCUUAAUUUAUCACAACAGUAAGUGUAAAAAUCCUGUAACCUGCAGUCCCAAGAAUAAGCACAAGGUAAAAGGAAGCAUUUACAACUGGUUAGUGGGCUGUGUGGGCGUGGCAUCUAAGCCCUGAGUCCAUGCUUAGUGUGCACACCGUCGUUUAUUUGCUCCCAUGAAUGUUCCUACUGAUGGUUUUGUCGGUUCUGUUUCACGUGUCUUCCUGAUACUGACAAGGUUCUCUUCUGGGUUCUGUUUUGAUCACUCACACUGAUUAUGUGUCCCCUGUAGCUGUGGUUUUUCCUUCUGUGUAAUAUGCACUAUUCCAGUAGGAACAGUUAUUUUAGAUUUAUUUUAACGUGGCUCAUGAUGAUGCUGUUACUCAAUGAUUGUCUUUUUCAGUAAAGUAUUGCCAUAACAGCUGAAGUGCUUCUCUCUAAAAUCAAGCACAUGAUGGACUCUUCCCACUUCUCAGUUGUACAGACCCAAAGGGUCACAGGUCUGUCCUGCAACUCCAAAACAGAGCGACCUCCAGUUCAGUUCUCUCCUAGUGUGGGGGAUGGUCAGAGGAUGCCAGUGAAUAAAGUCAAAUUAUUUUUUCUAAAA